GAUUUCAUCACAAUAUGAUUAUAUUAUAAUAUUUAUUAUCUAUCACUAUUUGAAAUAGUUUUUUUUAAGUUUUGUGAAUUAGCGAGGGAACCAGAGAUGCAGUUUAAUGGAUGCUCAUUAGCAGUCAUUGUUUGAAAUCCCUGUGAAAGCAAUUAGAAAAUUGCAUUAUAUUCUCCAUCCGUGACCUGUGGAGAAUAUCUGACCCUGAUGUAACCAUUACGUGCAGGCAUAAACACACCAACAAUAUUCCCAUUUAAAAAAAGGACAAGACAGUAUAAAAGCUGCUCAGUGCAGUGACACUUUAAUCUCCGAUAUAUUUACUCAGAUGCUUUAUGUGUUGACAUGAAAAACUUUUCUGAAGUGACGUCUUUUUAUCUGCAUGGUUACUAUGGGAUGGAGGGUCUGAAGCCACUGUACUUUUGCAUAUUCCUGAUUAUAUAUAUCGUCACUGUUGCUGAAAACACAGUGUUAAUCGGAGUGAUCUACUGUGAAAAAACUCUGCACAAACCCAUGUAUCUCAUGCUGUGCAGCUUGGCUGUGAAUGGCCUGUACGGGAGCACGGCCUUACUGCCAGCGCUGCUCCACAACCUGCUGUCACGCUCCUAUCAGAUAUCUCUGCACUUCUGUCAGACGCAGAUUUAUGCAGUGCACACGUAUGCCAUCACUGAGUUCACAAUCCUAGCAGCUAUGAGUUAUGACCGGUAUGUGGCCAUUUGCUAUCCGCUGCUUUAUCACACAAUCAUGUCGCAAAUACUCGUUAAACUUGUUGUGUUUAUGUGGCUGUAUCCCAUGUUGGCUUUUAUCAUUGUUUUAAUUUUCACUUUGCGUCUGCGGUUUUGUGAGAGAAUCGUAGAGAGGGUAUACUGCCUGAAUUACUCCUUGGUGAAACUUGCCUGCACAGAUACAUCUAUUGUUAACAUUGUGGGUCUUCUGUCUGUAGCUCUCUAUACACUUCCACAGCUUUCAAUGAUCUUUUAUUCAUAUGCACACAUCUUGAGGAUAUGUGUAUUUUCAUCCAGUAAAUCCAAGCUCAAAGCCCUCCGGACCUGCACCCCCCACCUGCUGGCAAUAAUUAACUACUCUAUCGGCUGCUUUUUGGAAAUAGCACAAAGUCGAUUCAACAUUAGUCAUCUGCCGUAUGGAACCAAGUUGUUUUUUUCUCUGUACUUUUUGAUAUUCCCACCGAUUCUUAACCCGGUAAUCUAUGGUUUGAGUAUUGAAGUCAUAAGGGUGCAAAUUUCGAGGCAUUUCUGCAGAAAAAAGCAGGCAUUGAAAAGGGACACCAAGUCUUUGUGCUCCUGCACGGUGAGCGAGGUCAAAAAGGAGGCUGAAGAAGAAAAGGAGGAGCAGAGCCGAGCAGGUAAAGGGAGGUUUUUGGUGCCUUUUAAUUCCAGCAAAGGGAUGCCGGCUGAGUGA
Centropristis striata (black sea bass) is the source of this 1416-nucleotide messenger RNA. RefSeq names its product olfactory receptor 4B13-like. The record is from RefSeq and is a predicted model, not a curated record. Gene Ontology annotation, cellular component: membrane. The coding region runs from base 343 to 1416 and encodes 357 amino acids. Gene Ontology annotation, biological process: G protein-coupled receptor signaling pathway. Lineage: Eukaryota; Metazoa; Chordata; Actinopteri; Perciformes; Serranidae. Gene Ontology annotation, molecular function: olfactory receptor activity; G protein-coupled receptor activity. The transcript is spliced from 2 exons.